CAGCGAAUGGUCUGGUGGAACGUUUCCAUCGACAACUGAAAAGCUCCCUUAUGGCACAAGCUGACUCAUCUAAGUGGAGUGAACACCUACCAUUAGUUCUUCUCAGUAUCCGAUCAACUGUAAAAGAAGAUUUGGGAUGUACACCAGCUCAACUUGUGUAUGGUACUACCCUCACAUUGCCUGGUCAGUUAGUUCCGUCUAAUGAUUCAACUGAAGUAAAUAUCUCCGACUUCACCAACCGCCUUACCCAGCAAAUGCUCCAGCUUCGACCAGUAGCCCCUCGCCAAUCACUUCACAAAGCUCAAGUUAACAAGAGUCUACUCACUAGCAAAUUUGUAUUUGUUCGCGUCGAUGCCAUUAGAAAAGGUUUACAACAUCCAUAUGAAGGUCCUUUUCUAGUACUUAAACGCACCGAUAAAUACUUCACGCUGAACAAACAUGGUAAACCGGAGACUGUUUCUAUCGGUCGUCUUAAACCAGCGUACACCGACAGCGAAUAUGAAACACUACCAACGCCGGCACCAAUAAACAAUCAAAAAGUCAAUGCAACUCCAACUCUCCCGCUAUUCACACUUCCCCCUGUACAAACACGCAGUGGACGGCAGAUCUGUAAACCUGCCCGCUAUGUUCAUUUUAUUGACUGACAUAAAAAAAGUACGUUAACCUCAUUUAGACAUACUUCUCAUUACUAUUGUUGUUGACAUUCAUUUCAUUAUAACCAUAAAUAUUUAUUAGUAUUAUUGUUUGCUGUUCGUUAACUGUACUGCAAGCACACGCAUUCACCAAGUAUAUGUAUAUAUAUAUUUAUAUAUGAAUUUCACAAAUGUUAACAAAC
Messenger RNA from Trichobilharzia regenti, 835 nucleotides. Lineage: Eukaryota; Metazoa; Platyhelminthes; Trematoda; Strigeidida; Schistosomatidae. The record is from the annotation of a GenBank genome assembly.